GUCAGAGAAUGGACUGCUAUCUUGCCUGCUAGCAUUAGCUUGAAGAAUUGCUACAGGGCGCGAGGUGAGGAUCAAGCUCCUGUUCCACAAAGCUUCACCUUCAUGAGGAGGGGGGUGAUGCCACGACGUGGCCAGGGUCUGCAAGUUAGUGACCGGGUUCCACGUGCUUUGCGCACAACUGACAUGGACAUUGCUGACUCUGAUGUGUUUGUGAUGGUCAAAGAAACCAUGGCAGCCUCUUCUUUAUCACAAGACCCCUUGCUGGUUAUGCCAGGGAUGCUGCUAAGGGAUUCUGAACGGUGUCUGGAGAAAGCAAAUCAUGAGUCUUGCCCUGUGGUCACAGCAAAAAGGGAUCGUGAAAGACAUGAUGAGCUUCAGGCAAUCUAUAUGGCCUUGAAGCGUGACUUUCCGCAUAUGCGAAGGGGUUUGGCUUUCUAUGAGAGCAUGCUGCGUGGCGAUCCUAGUGGUCAAAGGGUUCCCAAACUCACGUUUCUUCAGCGGGCACACCAACAGAACCAACAACGUUUACCUCCUGAACUGGGCGCACGGCCACAAGCGCCCAAACCCCAUGAACUUCAGGUCAUUGGGCAAAAGAAUCUUGGUGUCCAUCUCAAUGAGGUGUUCGGCGACCGGGAGAGAAUGGAAUCGGCAAUCAAUGAGUAUGUCAUGGUAGAGUCUGUGCCACCUUCGAAGCCACACACACAACUGGUGCCCCUGGAAUCCACGGAUGAGUUCUACCUUCCUUUGUCGGCAUUUUCUUACUCAGUGAAUGCCAAGAAUGGAUACUUUCCAUCCAACGUCCAGUACGAAGCCCACUUCUUCGAGUUUCUGACAUGGGGGUACAAGCCAGCCCUCGGAAACAUUGAAGUUCGAUUUCCUUGUGCCAAAGCUGAUCGAAAGAUUGAUGUCUUUACUGUUGGCUAUGAUGAUGGAAUGUGCAAGGCCAUCAUUAUGUUGGCAAUUGUUGGCUUCAUCAAGGAGCUAGAGAUCGACAUGUCACGUGAUGAUGGGUCCUUGAAAAUGGUGCUCAGUAGCUUCAGGUCAAUCAGGUGUAGCUACAUUUACUUUGAAAACCCGAGAGACCAUUUCCUCCACAGCCUGAGAAGCUUGCCUCAUGUUGAUAUAACUUUUAAUGUUUGGAUUUGA
Cladocopium goreaui is the source of this 1146-nucleotide messenger RNA. Lineage: Eukaryota; Dinophyceae; Suessiales; Symbiodiniaceae. The record is from the annotation of a GenBank genome assembly.